CGCCUGGUUUGACCUUCAGGUGGAGGAGAACCGCUGCAGCCGAGUGCAGCGGGUGGUGGAGCAAGCGGCCAGCUCCGUCUACAUGGACUCUCGCAGCAUCACGCUAAAGGCCACGCUGGCACCGGGCUCCUACGUGGUGCUGCCCACUACCUACCUGCCAGGAGCCAGCGGACACUUCCUCGUGCGGCUCUUCUCGCAUUCACAUCUUCACCUCAGGGAACUGAAGAACGACUUGCCAUCGCCACCUUUACUUCAGUGCUUUUUACCUCAACCCACUGUUGUGACCACAGUCCACCUACAGAGGGCGACAGGACUCUGCCCUCCCAAACAGAUAGCUCCCGAUGUUUACGCCAUCAUUCGUUGUGAGAGCGCCACCGUUCGCUCUCAGGUGUUUAAAGCCAAAGGAAAUCCAGAAUUCCACCUGAGAGCCAUCUUUUACAGGAGAUACCCCGACGCACACAUCUCAGUCGAGAUUUGGAGCAGAGGCCUCCUGUGGGACUCCAUUUUGGGCCACGCCCGACUCCACACGACGCCGACCGACCAGAGUCGGGACCACGCGAUGGAGCUACGAGGAGGCCGUUCGGGUUCAGGAGGCCGCGUCUACGUGGAGACGUCAUCGAGCGUCUGCCUGAUGGACUUGUAGCCGCCUCGCCGGCUCGUCCGGUUGACGCGGUAACGAGAACCGCACCAUCCCCUGGAGCGUUUUCAUUUGAAUCUACCAAAAUAGGGACGAUGCCAAAUCCUUGCAACUGCUGUACAUUUGCUAUCCAAAGUUUUGUUUUCUUUUCAUGUCAUUUCUCAGAUGUGUGAAUAUUAGGGGUGCAACGAUUCAUCGAUACACAUCGAUUCAUCGAUAUAAGGCUCUACAAUUUAUUGGCAUCGAUGCUAAACGGAAACAUUAGGGGUGUAACGAUUCUUCGAUACACAUCGAUUCAUCGAUAUAAGGCUCUACGAUUUAUUGGCAUCGAUGCUAAACGUAAACAUUAGGGGUGUAACGAUUCUUCGAUACACAUCGAUUCAUCGAUAUAAGGCUCUACGAUUUAUUGGCAUCGAUGCUAAACGUACACAUUAGGGGUGUAACGAUUCUUCGAUACACAUCAAUUCAUCGAUAUAAGGCUCUACGAUUUAUUGGCAUCGAUGCUAAAGGUAAACAUCGAUUUAUAUCGCCGUGUUUGACCUCGGACAUUAGACGCGACUUUAUCUUGAAAUCAGUUCAUUGUUGCUUGCUUCCUCUUUCCGGGAGCAGUGAGCGGCGUGUUGUGUUGUGAGCAGAGCAGGCACGUGAAAGGGGAGUCGACAACUAGUACGCGGCUCCUGGGCUGGUGCUAUGGCUAGUGUCCAAAAAGACGAGGAAAUUCCCUCCCCUUUAGGCUUCAAGUCAUUCUUUGGAAGCACUUUGGAUUCCAAAGAAAAGAUGGCUCAACCGACAAGACACGUGCAGUUUGUAAAUCCUGCCAUGCGGUGAUCACAAAUCUCGCCGCACAUUUAAAGAAAAAACACGACAUCAAAGUUCAGUGUUAAAAUAAGCACUUUGUAUACUGCAAUACUCUUGUAAUUUCCUAAAUAAAGGAUUUGCAGUACCUUGUUGAUUUUGCGUAUGAAUUGUUAUAAAUCAGGAUAUUGUUCUGUAUUUUUUAUUUAAAAAAAAAAAAAAAUCGAUCGUAGAGCACUAUAUCGUGAUGUAUCGUCAAUGAAUCACAGCAAGCUUUAAGAUAUCGGCAAAUAUCCUAUGGCGGUUCUUUGUUUCGAUAUGAUAUCGUAUCGUGACAAAACCCGCGAUUUACACCCCGAGUGAAUAUUAUUGUUUCUUCAUCGAGUGCGUUUCUAUGUUCCUGUCAUUUGAUAGAACAAGCGACUCCAUUUAAGAAUUUUUGUCAUGGGAAAUGAUACCGCCAGAAACACUCGUGGCUGAUUAGUCUUUGUUGAAAUAUUUUCAUUUUGGGGUGUGCUCACUUUUGUUGCCAGCAUUCUCAUUUCAUCACAGUCGUCUAAUGAAAAGGUACACCCCACUUACUCAACUGUUAUUUUCAAUUUACACAUUAUUUAUUUACAAUGUCUUUUCCUUUACCUCUAACAAAAUUGUGGGGGAAAUCCGACUGGAUAUUUGAUGUCUAACUUAUUUCUCAAAGACUUUUUUUUUCUCGCUCAAUAAAUUUUGGAUUAUCGUUAAAUACAUGCCAUUUUAUUUUACAGUGCACUAUCGUGAAUGCCUGCAUGACUUUAAAGAUUAAAAGUGUUUUCCUUGUUUUUUUUGGUGUUAG
Syngnathus typhle (broad-nosed pipefish) is the source of this 2261-nucleotide messenger RNA. Its product is annotated as calpain-5-like. NCBI's taxonomy places the organism in Eukaryota, Metazoa, Chordata, Actinopteri, Syngnathiformes, Syngnathidae. The coding region runs from base 83 to 643 and encodes 186 amino acids. The record is from RefSeq and is a predicted model, not a curated record. The transcript has 4 exons.